This is a messenger RNA of Prorocentrum cordatum, 888 nucleotides long. The record is from the annotation of a GenBank genome assembly. Lineage: Eukaryota; Dinophyceae; Prorocentrales; Prorocentraceae.
AUGGUAUCCUCGUCCUGGCUUCGUCUUGCAGCCCGAUGCGUGUGCCGGUCCGACCCGAUCCCUGCGGACUCUCGCUGCGGUCGGCUCCUGCGCCAGGGCCGCGGGGUGCAGGGCCCCGCCCGCGGCCACGCCGUCGCGGGCCAGCUCCUGGCCCUGGCCGGGGCGGGCGCCGUGCUCGCGGCCUACUGCGCCGGGCCCGCCCUGCUGCCGGCGGCGCCGGGGAUGCCGGUGGCCGCCGCGCUGCUCCUGCACGUGGGUCCGGCCGUGGCGGCCUCUGCGCUCCUGGGCGCGCUCGGCCCGUGCCUGGAGACGGUGGUCUCGCUGAGGACGCCCGUGGAGAUGCAGGGUGCUGCGAUGGGCACGCUCAACGCCGCCAUGUCUUUAGGGGGUCUUGCGGGGCACCUGGUCGGAACGACGCUCUGGACGGUCUCCGCGUCUGGCGCGGGGGCCACGGCGGACAGUCGGCUUGCCGCGCCGUUGCCCUCUGCUCUGAUGGGAGGUCGCCUGCCUUAUGUGUGCGUGUCUGCCUUGCUGGCCUUGAUUGCGCUGGCGCUCCGGAUGGGCCAUGCCGCGGAGGAGGGCCUCUCCGUGGCGGAGACGUUGAGACGUGGACACCUGGUCGGUAUGCCCUUCGGUGGAGACCAGGCUGGCCGCCAGGUGGUGGGCGGUUGCGGCCCUGCCCCCCAGGCACUGGGCCGCGCCAUCGCUGGCGACAGACCUGCUGGAGGCGUGGCCGCCGAGCUCGCGGCGCCUGCGGAGGAGGCGCGGCCAGGUGGGGGCUCCAGCUCGGAGCUGCCGGGGACGCCGGGCGAGGAGCAGGCCGCCCUGCUGCAGCUGCGGGGUGGCGCGCGCUCGCCCGCGGCCGCCCCCGCGCCGGCGUUGGUCUGA